CAGCUGCGUCUGCGCCGGCGCACUAGUCGAGCCACGGAGCGCGCCUCGCGAGCACGCACACACUGCAACCACGGCCUUUCUCAUCGUUAUCUCUAUCAUUAUCGACACCAUUGACUACCAAACUAGUCCCGCGGGUUUUAGAAUCGCCGCACAGUGAACUAGUGUCGGCAACAGUGAACCAGUGACAGCUCCCGUUUUAGAACUGUUUGCGGAACACAUACCGAUCGGAAGAUGAACACCGUUCGGGCGCUGCUUUUUGCGUUCCUUUUGUGUGUGGUGUCGGUGAGCGGGCGGCACCACGGGUCAGACGCGGGGGAGGUGGGCGCGCGGGAGGAGCCCGCGGAGGCGGGAAGGAGGGCGCGGGAGGGGCACCUGCGCCGCCGCCGGAAGCGCUGGCAGGCCGGCUUCGGCGGCUACGAGUACCACCAACCAGCCAUCCCGUUUUAUGAAAACGAGAGGCGAGAUCACUACAACCAGCAAGACCUGCAGCUGCAGAUCUUCAGACUGCUCGAUGAGCUGACAGCGUAUGUGCGCCGCCCGCCGCCACCGCCUCAGCCCAUCUACAUCCCCUACCCCGUCCCCUAUGCCAUCCCCCAGACCUGUCAGUGCGGGCCCAGCGGGAACAACUCCGCCGUGCCCGGACUGCCCAACAGGUUCCCCGAAAUGGCUGACCCCAACCAGAACUGGGGUCAAGUAGCGGUGGACAGCGACAGUGAUGAGAAGUACGACCGACCCAUCAGCUUCGUGCCCAUCACACCGGACCCACUUGACCAGGUUCCGUUCGCGACCUCCGCCCCGGCCAGCCGGCCGCUCGCUGUCCCGGCCAAGAACCCUGGGGCCUGCGACGCGGCCGUGGUCUCCUGCUGCAGACCCAACUACUCCCCGGAGAAGCAGCUGCAGUGCUUCAGGUCCCUCCGCUGCGGCGCCAGCUUCACCCAGAACUCUUGCUCGGGCAAAUCAGUCAAAUCUGUCCUGGAAUUAUUUGCCAAAGCGUACGCACCUGUUGAUCAAAACCUCUAAAGCCAACGGAAUAUAAUUAGGUGACCUAAAUGUUGAGGAGUCGAAUCGUCUGUGCGGUUUUUGUGAGCGCUUCGUGACGCAGAUUCUCCUGAUUACAAAGUCAAUGUUGUCUGUAUUAUGUAUGAGAGUAUGAUGGAAAAUGUUUUGUACGGCGAGUGUGAGCCGUCUAAGUGUUAGUCGUUUGUUUGGACUAAUUGCUGGACCGCUUACCGCAAAUGUAUUGUUGUUGAAGGUGAUAAUUAUCGCUGCAACGUCUUCGAGACAUAUAUCUUAAGUAGGACAAAGAUUAAAAAUUAAUUUGAUGGUGAAGACUAAUAAUUAGAUCUAUUUUGUAGCAGGUAUGCAAUAGUAUUUCUAGUUAAUGCAUGCUAUUUCUAGUUAAAUUCAAUAUUUUGCCUGCAAAUGACUAUGAAACGUUCAGUGUUUUUUUUUCUAUCAUGUUUAUUUUAGAGAUCUAUUUGUAGGAGCUUACGUUAACGUAGAAUCAACAAGUAGCUCCGCAUGUUAGCUAUUUAUAUACAUUUAAAUCUAACGAUGAAGAAAAAAAUUAUACCGAACAAUGAAACAUUGUAUUGGAAAACGAAAACUAACAACGAUGUCCUUGUGAUUGGAUUACUUACUAAUGUACCUAUGUACAUACAAUGUAAAUUACACUUAUAGUUUCAGUUUAGCUGAACUUAUUCUUUUGAAAGAAUUAGGUACGAUUAUGAUACUAUGUAUUGACAUUUUGUUUAAAUUGUAUUAAAAUGCCUUAAAAUAUUAUUGUGAUUGUAUGGAUUUUGAAAAUACAAAAUGUAUGAUAGUUACUGACAUUACGCCCGUUGUUCUAUAUUAUACUGAAUUACAUUUAAAUUUCAUUGUUAGAUGAUCUAAGUUUAGAAAUUUGCCAUAUUAUUGAUUUUGUCUGUUAGUUCCUCAACGCUGUUGUCAUUUCGAAUAUACUUAUUAUUAGUGUAGCAUUUACUAUUGUAAUACUGUUGUAAUAAGCCUACUUUGUACUAUACUUAAAUACUAAAAUAAUAAAUGUACAUAAUAAUCUA
This is a messenger RNA of Plutella xylostella (diamondback moth), 2060 nucleotides long. RefSeq lists its product as uncharacterized. The record is from RefSeq and is a predicted model, not a curated record. NCBI's taxonomy places the organism in Eukaryota, Metazoa, Arthropoda, Insecta, Lepidoptera, Plutellidae.